Electrophorus electricus (electric eel) is the source of this 2660-nucleotide messenger RNA. RefSeq names its product vasoactive intestinal peptide receptor 1b (gene vipr1b). Gene Ontology annotation, biological process: adenylate cyclase-modulating G protein-coupled receptor signaling pathway; cell surface receptor signaling pathway. The record is from RefSeq and is a predicted model, not a curated record. Gene Ontology annotation, molecular function: G protein-coupled peptide receptor activity; peptide hormone binding; vasoactive intestinal polypeptide receptor activity. NCBI's taxonomy places the organism in Eukaryota, Metazoa, Chordata, Actinopteri, Gymnotiformes, Gymnotidae. Gene Ontology annotation, cellular component: plasma membrane.
UGCUGUAUUGUGAAGCUUGGCGAGUGAAAGGGCGGCACGUAAGAUGCACUCUCAGCUUGAGUUCUUACGCUAUGCUCAUCAGUUAGCACCUUGUGCAAGGACACUUUUGACGUUAAACUGAACGUUUUUAUGUUCUCAAAACUUAACUUAAAGAGCAACUUUCCGGUUGGUUAGUUGUUUUAGCGAAGGGUUGCUUGGAUCUCCAUAGCAAGAACAACAACCAGCAAUGGAUGCGUCAAGAUUUGUGGUGUUUGUGUCAACUCUGGGCACCUUUGUGUCUGCCAUUGGAGCAGUCCAGAUGUGUGAUGUGGUAAGUGAAAUCGAGUUGGAGAGAGAGAGAUGCGAGACCAGCACUGCUGAAAAUGUCACAUCAGGCUGCAAGGGGAUGUGGGAUGUGCUUGCCUGCUGGCCUUCAGCCGAGGUGGGGGAAUUGGUGAUCAUUCCGUGUCCAAACUAUUUCAGUUACUUCACUGACCGCUACAGUGAAGGUAACCUAUCCAAGACUUGCACGGCAGAUGGUUGGACAGAGGUGAACCCCAUAAUGAUCGCUAUGAAUUGUGGGUACAACUUCAACGGCACUAUUGAUGAUGACAACUUCUUCCGGUCAGUUAAGAUUGGCUACACCAUCGGACACAGUGUUUCUCUUAUCUCUCUUGUUACUGCCAUCGCAAUACUUUGCAUUUUCAGAAAACUACACUGCACGAGGAAUUACAUUCACAUGCACCUGUUUGUGGCCUUCAUCCUGAAAGCAGUCGCAGUGUUUGUAAAAGAUGUUGUCCUGUAUGAUGUCAUACAGGAGUCUGACAACUGCUCUACAGGCUCAGUUGGCUGCAAAGCUGUAAUCAUAUUCUUCCAAUACUGCAUAAUGGCAAGUUUCUUCUGGCUCCUGGUAGAAGGCCUCUAUCUCCACGCACUAUUGGCUGUGUCCUUCUUUUCAGAGAGGAAGUACUUCUGGUGGUACAUUCUAAUUGGCUGGGGAGGGCCAAUGAUCUUUAUCACAGCAUGGAGCUUUGCCAAAGCCUAUUUCAGUGAUAUUGGGUGCUGGGAUAUCAUUGAAAACUCUGAUUCAUUCUGGUGGAUCAUCAAGACGCCUAUAUUAGCAUCAAUACUGAUGAACUUCAUCCUGUUUAUUUGUAUCAUACGCAUUCUGCAACAGAAGAUCAACUGCCCUGACAUUGGGAGAAAUGAAUCAAACCAGUAUUCGAGGCUCGCAAAAUCCACGCUGCUGUUGAUUCCACUCUUUGGGAUAAACUUCAUCAUAUUCGCUUUCAUUCCAGAGCACCUCAAAACGGAGCUGAGGCUUGUGUUCGAUCUCAUCUUGGGCUCGUUCCAGGGCUUUGUGGUGGCAGUCCUAUACUGCUUUUUGAACGGAGAGGUUCAGGCUGAGAUCAAAAGGAAGUGGAGAAGGUGGCACCUGGAAAGGUUCCUGGGCUCUGGUGCAAAAUACCAGCACCCACCUAUGGGCAAUAGCGCCAACAACUUCAGUACCCAGAUCUCCAUGCUAACCCGGUGCAGCCCAAAAACACAGCGGGCUUCCACCUGCCAAGAUGAGUCCUCCGUCAUGGUGUAAUGCAUAAUAUGAGUCCUCCGUCACGGUGUAACGCACAACAUGAGUCCUCCAUCAUGGUGUAACGCACAACAUAAGCAGAGACCCAGACCUGUCCACAUGCAUGUGCUCUUGUGGUAAAAUGCAGUCCACACAUCUGAGAGCUGGAUGCAUUGCGAGGUCCACUUGCCUGAUGCAGGACAAUCAUCUUCUGUAGACUUGAUCACACUAUGUGUUGUGCAGGGUGUGGUCACAGAAUUCUAGAAAUUUCCUCUGGAUUCAGGUGUUCAUGAAGUACUCUGUGCCACACUCUCUGAAGAUGCAUCUAAUUCAGAAGGGGAUAAAGGUAACAAUAAAGGUAACAGGUAACAAUUUGUAACAAUACAUUUCAUCUGAGCUAUCCACUACAUGUGGGUGCAGUGACUGAAUACUGAACCAAAUGUGCUAUAAACAAGAUUAUCUGGACUUUCACUGCUAUUGACAUUAUGCAUUCUGUGCUCUUAUCACCAACAUAUUACAGUAGUAGUUAGAGACUACUUAAAGAGGAAGUAUUUAGGACAACCUAAACAGCUUUCUUCUCCAAUACACAUUUCUGAUUCUAAUGAAUUAUAUAUGAAUGUGAAUCUGUUGUUUUUGGAGGACAGAUCUAACUACAUGGACAUAGGUAUAUAACAGUGUUUCCCAAACCUGGUUCAGGUGUAACCUUGCAUUGCAAAUUUUCUGUUUUCCUUAUUCUAACAGACCUCUUUUUCUUAUUAGUUAGGUGUUUUGGAGUAGAAAAAAAACACAAGAGUGUGCAGUCCUUGGUGUCUAUAUGGCUGCGUGACUGGGAUACACUAAAAAUUAUCUUGAAUGAACCAAACAGAAUGUUUACGCAGCAGAGGAAAUGAGACCAUUCACAGACUGUCAAUGUGGAAGAAAAACAAAAGCAAGAAUUUCUCCCCUUAUGCUUAAGUCUUCUUAUAAGUAAAUGCAAAAAAGAAAAAAAAUGGAUUGUUAAAUAUCCAAGUUUAUAUGGAGAUACACUGUAGAGACAAAAUGUAAUAUUUCUCCCAGACACUUUGUUCUUAUGGGAAUGUUCUGGUAACUUUCCCAACUACGGUGUGUAUGUAAA